UACAGAGUGCCGGGAAAGAGGAAAAGGUACGGGCGAAUCUGCUGAAGCAGUUUUUACAGCCCACAGAUAGGCGAGUAAGUCAGCUGAUGUUCCCUGCGCCGCAGCUCCUUGACAGCUCCGAGUGUGCAGCCCGCGCGGGGCUUCGGAACCGGAAGAAAUCCUGCCAAAGAAGAUGAAGAAAAGCAUAGAAAGAUUCUGCAACAGAGAGAGGGAAUUUGUGUAUAAAUUCAAAGUAGGAAGUCAGUGCUUAGAACUGAAGGUGCCUCUCAAAUUUCCUGUUCAAGAAAAUGCCAGUCAUUUACACGGGCGUCUGAUGCUGCUGCACAGUUUACCAUGCUUUAUAGAAAAAGACUUAAAAGAAGCUCUGAGCCAGUUUAUAGAAGAAGAAUCUCUAAGAGAUUAUGACAGAGACGCCGAGGCAUCCCUGGAAGCUGUGAAAUCGGGUGAAGUAGAUUUACAUCAGCUGGCCAGUUCAUGGGCCAAAGCUUAUGCUGAGACCACCUUAGAGCAUGCAAGGCCUGAAGAGCCCAGCUGGGAUGAAGAUUUUGCAGAUGUAUACCAUGACCUAAUCCACUCUCCGGCCUCUGAAACUCUCCUAAAUUUGGAACAUAAUUACUUUGUUAGUAUCUCAGAACUGAUUGGUGAAAGAGAUGUGGAGCUGAAAAAAUUACGAGAGAGACAAGGCAUCGAAAUGGAAAAAGUGAUGCAGGAAUUGGGAAAAUCACUGACCGAUCAAGAUGUAAACUCACUGGCUGCUCAGCAUUUUGAAUCCCAGCAAGACUUAGAAAAUAAAUGGUCCAAUGAAUUAAAACAAUCAACUGCCAUCCAAAAGCAAGAGUAUCAGGAAUGGGUGAUAAAACUUCAUCAAGACCUAAAAAACCCCAACAACAGCUCCCUCAGUGAGGAAAUUAAAGUUCAACCGAGUCAGUUUAGAGAAUCUGUAGAAGCAAAUGGAAGGAUUUAUGAGGAGCAGAGAAAGUUGGAAGAAAGUUUUACCAUUCACUUAGGAGCCCAGUUGAAGACCAUGCAUAAUUUGAGAUUGCUGAGAGCAGAUAUGCUGGACUUUUGUAAGCACAAAAGAAAUCAUCGAAGUGGCGUGAAACUCCAUCGACUCCAGACUGCACUAUCGCUUUAUUCUACGUCUCUCUGUGGCCUCGUUUUGCUAGUAGAUAAUCGAAUCAAUUCCUAUAGUGGUAUUAAAAGAGAUUUUGCCACAGUUUGCCAAGAAUGUACUGACUUCCAUUUUCCCCGAAUUGAGGAGCAACUGGAAGUUGUCCAGCAGGUGGUACUUUAUGCUAGAACCCAGCGAAGGAGUAAGUUGAAAGAAUCGCAUGAUUCUGGAAACCGAAAUGGAGGAAUUGAUGAUAAGGCUAAAAAUGCUGACAGAAACUACUUAAAUAUUCUACCUGGAGAAUUUUACAUUACACGGCAUUCUAAUCUCUCAGAAAUACAUGUUGCUUUCCACCUUUGUGUGGAUGACAACGUGAAAUCAGGAAACAUCACUGCUCGAGAUCCUGCCAUUAUGGGACUCCGAAAUAUACUCAAGGUUUGCUGUACCCAUGACAUCACAACAAUAAGCAUACCUCUCUUGCUGGUGCAUGAUAUGUCAGAGGAAAUGACUAUACCAUGGUGCUUAAGGAGAGCAGAACUUGUGUUUAAGUGUGUCAAAGGUUUCAUGAUGGAAAUGGCUUCAUGGGAUGGAGGCAUAUCCAGGACAGUACAGUUUCUGGUACCACAGAGUAUUUCUGAAGAAAUGUUUUAUCAACUUAGUAACAUGCUCCCCCAGAUCUUCCGAGUAUCAUCAACACUUACUCUGACGUCUAAGCACUAAAUCCUUAGAGACUGACACACUGGCAGAAGAAGACUGUCAAACUUUCCAGGAACUUGAGCUGUGCUUGGAUUCUGUCAAGCAAAAGAAGCCCAGAAAGAGAACUUGUAAUUCAGGCCACAAAUUGAGUCAUGAUGUAUGUCUGUAAAACCUUCCAAAAAUUCAUAUACUAUAUAGUCUAGUGAUCAGCCUUUUACUCGUACAUUUAUUCUUAAAUUUUCUUUUUGAAAAAAAUCUUUUUUUCUCCUGUUAUGCACUAUCUGUGAGUAUUAGUAAGUUAAAACGUCCUACACAUCAUAGCUGGACACUUGAUAUAGGAGACUGUUAAUUGCAUUUUCAUGGAGACAGUUGACUUUUCCAAAAGGUCUGAAUCAUAUCAAGUAUGAGACUUAAUUAACCAUAAAAAUAAAAUAUUUCUUUUACCUUAUUUGCCAAGCAAAAAUUAAAAGGCACUGAAGUAUACA
Molecule: messenger RNA, 2292 nt
Organism: Canis lupus familiaris (dog)
Lineage: Eukaryota; Metazoa; Chordata; Mammalia; Carnivora; Canidae
Gene: FERRY3
Product: chromosome 27 C12orf4 homolog
Exons: 14
Coding region: 173-1831 (552 amino acids)
Biological process (GO): regulation of mast cell degranulation
Cellular component (GO): cytoplasm
Source: RefSeq, a predicted model, not a curated record